This is a messenger RNA of Schistocerca piceifrons (Central American locust), 3252 nucleotides long. It is a transcript of the gene E2f1, whose product is annotated as transcription factor E2F6. Gene Ontology annotation, cellular component: RNA polymerase II transcription regulator complex. The record is from RefSeq and is a predicted model, not a curated record. The coding region runs from base 589 to 1779 and encodes 396 amino acids. Gene Ontology annotation, biological process: regulation of transcription by RNA polymerase II. Lineage: Eukaryota; Metazoa; Arthropoda; Insecta; Orthoptera; Acrididae. Gene Ontology annotation, molecular function: DNA-binding transcription factor activity, RNA polymerase II-specific; protein dimerization activity; RNA polymerase II cis-regulatory region sequence-specific DNA binding. The transcript has 10 exons.
UGCUACUGCUGAGUACUCGGUCUUUAUAAAUUAGAAAAUAUGACUUAAGAUUUAACUUAUAUUGUCUAUGCGAUAUUCCGAGCUCCAAAACCGUGUGAUUCUGAAGUUAAUACAGUGAAUCGUACCUACGUUCUGGGCCCCGAUUCCAGGGCCGAGACCGAAUGUACGUUAUUUGCGGGAAAUACAAGUUCGCGCCACAUUCAUUGUUGCUACUGGCUGUUUGCAGCAGAUGGCUGGAUGUGAGGGAGGUUGUGUGGUUGAAAUAUGUGGAAAUUUGGAGCCUGUUGAUCGUAUUACUUGUUAAUAAGCACGUGCCGUGUAUGAUUUUUGAGUUGGUUUUAGUGUGGGCAUUAAAUCGAGUGUAUUGAGGAAAGUAAAUGAACGUAAAUUUGUAAUUAUGGCACGGUGACUGCGGCUAACCAAGCCAAUCACAAAACAAAAGACUACACCUUCAAAUGCUCGGCAUCAUUGCAUCCUUUUUUUGUGAUCAUGUAACAUUUUAAAAUUUUAGUGAAGAGUUGCAGUUAUACUUCAUGCCGUGGCUGGAUGUUUUUGCUUUUCAUUAAUAGAUAGUGUGCCACUAGCGGCAUGCCUCGUGGGAGAAGGCCUGCUGCAUUGACUAAUAAUGGGACCCGAAAUAUCAGCACACCAGAAGCUAAACUGGGUGAGCAGCAUUAUGUUGAUAUCACAACUGCAGAAGAGGUGACAGUUGUUACACCAACUUCAUAUCAUCUGCUUGAUCAUGAAUAUGGUCAGACACCACAGAACCAGAUAAUAAGGUGCCCUGCAGUUCCACCACCCAGGAGUGAGAAUGUUAAACGGCGCUUAAAUCUGGAAACAUCACCAGCAAGUGAUGCUGGUUUCAAGACUCCUCGCUCCAAAACUCGUUUGAGGACAGCAUCCAGCUCAAGUUCUUGCUCAUAUGGAAGUCCAAUACCAAAAGGGAAAAAUGUAGAACGAACGCGAUAUGAUACAUCCCUUGGCCUACUGACAAAAAAAUUCUUAAAUUUACUCCAGUCUUCACCAAAUGGUGUUGUUGAUCUCAAUAAAGCAUCAGAAUCUUUGGAUGUCCAGAAGAGGAGGAUAUAUGACAUCACUAAUGUGCUUGAAGGCAUUGGAAUUCUGGAAAAGAAGUCAAAAAACAACAUACAAUGGAGAGGUGGCAGUAUGGUUGGCAGUUCGGGGCUGUCAUCUGCAAGUAAACUGCAGUGUGAUAUAGAAGACUUGGAAGCCAAAGAAAAUGAUCUUGAUGCACUGAUACAAAAUGCUGAGGCCAAUCUACGCCAAAUGAGUGAAAAUAAACGUUACGCUUACAUCACAUACCAAGAUUUAAGGAGCAUUGCAGAAUACCGCCAACAAACGGUGAUGGCUAUCAAAGCCCCACCAGAAGCAAAACUUGAAGUACCAUCAGCAAGUGAGGGCCUGACAAUGCAUAUGAAGAGCCAGCAUGGUGAAAUUGAGGUUUUCCUUUGUCCAGAAGAACCAGCACCUCAACCCACUCCUGAUCUGGAACUGUCAGAAGAUUUUGUAAUUAAGGAUGAAGAUCCAAUAGGAAGGGAAUGUGACGAAGACAUAUUACCAGGUCCCAGCAGCCUUGGUCCUCUUAUGGGAGGCAAGCAGUCAGAUCCACAUCUUCCUACAGCUGCAGAACCAGAUACCAUGCUGGACAUGGGAUUUUCGUCAUAUUGCGAGCCUUUCCUGUCGCUGGAGCCUCCACUGUCUGAUGCAGACUAUAACUUCAGUUUGGAUGUGGAUGAGGGGCCUUAUGGAUCUCUUUGAUUUUUCUUAAAACCAGAAGUGCCCUUUCUUGUGAGAUGCUGUGUUACAUAUAUGGGUAUCAUUCCUGUACAUAAAUUGUAUUGUCUAAUGCAUUCUGUGAAUCAUACUAUAUUCAAAGUGCUGUAGAUGUAACAAAUCAUGUAACUGUAACGUUGCACUGGCAUGCUGAAACACUAUUUUUGCACGACCAGUCUUACCCAUUUCUAGCAGUUAAAAGGAGAGAUCUUUCAUAAAGAAGUGAUUGUUUAAUCUGGGAAACACCAAAGAAAUUCUUAAUUUUACCAGUGUACAAAAGAAAGGAGAUUACUCCAUAAUUUCCCUUUAUUGCAAUGAACUUCAUUGUAAAAUUACUGCAAUUUUUUAUUAUUAUUAUUUCCUUGGCCCUCUAAAGGGUAAUCUGUGCAUCAGUGUUGUGGAUUUGUGGAUAACAAUAUCAGUCUCACAGAAAGUACUGUUAUUUAUGUGACAUGAGGUUGUUGUGCUUAUUGUUGAAUGUUUUUUCUGGAACAUUACAUGUGUGCUGUUAUGAUGGGAAAAAAAUGUUAGCAUUGAAACAUUUAUUUUUUACACAAUUGCAGUGUUAAUAAUGUAACUUUUAAUCUUACCUGUGCCAUUAUUUUUUAAAGAAAAAAACAGUGAGUAACCUUUGUGGUCAGGGAUAAAUUAUAAUACGUUUUGUAAAUUAUUUACCGUAAUACUAAAUAUUUAGAUUUAAUUUAUAAGCAUAGUUAAUUUAUUUUGCACAGAAAAAUUCAAAUCUAUCUCAUGAGUCUUCUAUGUAAAGUUAAAGCAUCAUUUUUAAUAUCGGGAAGUGGAUCAAGUACAGUAAAUACUACUACUACUAUAAAUUUGACUAUUCUUAAUUAUUUGUUUUUCACUAUGAAAUUUGCUGUUCCAGUUGAAAUGAAAUACUCCAAGUACAUAAUGAAUUGGAGGUUCUUUAUUUGAUGUUAUGAUGCAAAAAAAGUGUGUUACUGUGGAAGGUGAAGCGAUCAGAACAAUUUUUGGGCAGUUCUCUGUCAUCUAGGCUGUGCAAAAUGUAUCCAUUGUGUUGCACCAAAUGUCUUUUUAAAUGCCAUGAUUGUAGUUGACCUGGAAUGAAAUAUUUUUUAUGUUAUUUAUGAGUGUGCAUCCCUGUAUUAUAGCUUAACAAACUUGCACUGUACAUCAGCUAAUAAUAGGCUGUGUUUUGUAUGUAACUUUUUUUAUUUUUCCCCCUGUCAUUUGCCUUUUAUCAGCAUUCCUUCUCCGUGGUCCUAUCAUGUUGCACAUUUCAUUGUAUUUUGUAAUUACCUCAAGUUUAUCUGGAAGAUUCAGCCCACAUGAUGUUGCACUUAUUUGUGUGAUUUGAACUAUUAUAUGUUUGUUAUAGUGUGAUUUUAUUUUCUAUUGUUCGUGAUAUAAUAUCCAAUAAUAUUCUUAUACAAAAAGAUCUUUUACUUUUGAAAAUAAAAGAACUUAUAUUUCUAUUUA